Molecule: messenger RNA, 1785 nt
Organism: Cylicocyclus nassatus
Lineage: Eukaryota; Metazoa; Nematoda; Chromadorea; Rhabditida; Strongylidae
Source: the annotation of a GenBank genome assembly
AUGUGGAUUUAUGAGCAGAUGCAGCAGAAACACGUGAAGAUAGACCGGCGCAGGAACUCGUGCUGGGACGCCUGCCGUCUGAUCGUCCUCACGUUCUGCGAUCGACUCGUGACGUUCGUCGAUACUUCAGAAACGCUUGGUCAUCCCGCAGCGUCUUUCAAAAUGGCCGAGGAGUUUGAUGAUGAUUUCCAAGACAACUCAGAUUCGGGAAGCGAACUCGAUGAGGAGGCCAUAAGCGAAGAUGAUGGAAUUGCCAUGGAACAAGAAGAUACGAGUCGUGAAGUCCUCAAAGAAACACCAAAUUUGGAGGCCAAGGUCAUGACGGUUGAGGAUCUUGCCCGCGAGAUGAAUGACAUCAUAGAAGAAGUGUCGGCGAUCUUGAGAAUUGGUCAUGGCCAUUGCCGUAUACUUCUUCAUAAAUUUAACUGGAAUAAGGAAAGCUUGCUGGAGAGGUAUUAUGAAAAUCCGGACACUGACGCUUUUCUGAGGAAAGCCCAAGUUUUACCUCGUAAAGCUGCACCACCUCCAGUGUCGUCCGUUGGUGAAUGCGAAAUUUGCUGCAACACUGCCCCGCUUGGCGGUUUGGACUGCUAUCAUUGGGCAUGUUCAUGUUGCUGGCAAAUGUAUCUCAAUACCAAAAUCAUGAAUGAUUCUACCAGUGAGAUUCAGUGCAUAUUCAACGGCUGUCAGUUGCUUGUACAAGAUGAGAAAGUCAUGCAAUAUAUCAAAAGCGAAGCAGUUCGUAGUGCCUAUCAACGUUUGAAAAUCAACAGCUUCGUGGAAGGAAACCGUCUUCUAAAAUGGUGUCCUGGUCUCGACUGCGGAAAGGCGCUCAAGGUUGAGGUCGGUUACUCGGAGCCUCGUCCUGUUGUAUGCUCCUGUGGAAUGCGAUUUUGCUUUGGAUGCGCUCAUGAAUGGCAUGAACCAGUCAACUGUCGGCUGUUGAAACUUUGGUUGAAAAAGUGCAGUGAUGAUUCAGAAACUAGCAACUGGAUCAACGCCAAUACUAAGGAGUGUCCUAAGUGUCAGGUUACCAUUGAAAAAGACGGUGGUUGCAACCAUAUGGUUUGCAAAAACACUGCUUGUCGCAUGGAGUUCUGUUGGAUCUGUUUGGGACCAUGGGAACCGCACGGAAGCAGCUGGUAUAAUUGCAAUAGGUACGACGACUCUCGCGCUAAGCAAGCGAGGGAUGCACAGGAGCUUUCCCGGGCAAAUCUUCAACGUUACCUACAUUAUUACAACCGGUUUAUGAAUCAUCAACAGAGCUUAAAGCUUGAAAACAAGCUGUACACUACCGUGAAAGGAAAGAUGGAAUUGAUGCAGGCGCAUAUGUCAUGGAUUGAAGUCCAAUUUCUGCGUAAAGCUGUAGAUGUUCUAUCUGAGUGUCGCAGAACACUCAUGUACACUUAUGCCUUCGCCUAUUACCUUAAAAGAGAUAAUCAUGCCGAAAUUUUUGAAGGAAAUCAGCGGGAUCUUGAGAUGGCGACGGAGCAGUUAUCACAAUUUCUUGAACGUGAUUUGGAAAACGAAAAUCUAGUCACUUUGAAACAGAAGGUACAGGACAAUUACCGUUACGUAGAUCAGCGACGUCUAGUCUUGCUUAAACAUUGUCAAGAAGGAACUGAGCGAGAUAUCUGGCAAUACACUGCAUGAGUCACCUGCUGCUUGGUACUCACCUGCUCAGGGAGGUGCAAGUGAUUCAUUUCCCAUGUGUGACUCCUAACAAUGUAUUCGUUUCAUUUGAGCGAAAUAUAGCUGAGAUAUCCAAGAAAUCGUAAUAUUCAU